AUGAACCUCCUAAGAAGAUACGGAAGUGCCCCAGGAAACGCGUGCGAAAGGCUGCUCAACCUGCAUAUAAUCCAAAUAUAUUCAAGCAUCAGAAGGAUAUUUGAAAACAGCAUUGACCUUAGCCAGUUUGAUGAGGAUUCUUCCUUGUAUACAAUGUGUCGUUCAUGGUUACGAGAUAAGCCUAUGCACGCUUCUGAGCAGAACGAUGAUGGCAAAGUUGACAAGGAAAAGGCAAACAUAAACUACGGUGCAUCAGACGAUGAAAAUGGCAUUCAUUUCCUGCCCGCACCUGUUCCACUUCCCAAGGACGACACUGGCAAAGUCAAGGACCUCCGAAUAGCUUCGCCUGUUCCACGGCCCAGUGAAAAGUUUUUUGUUGCAUCGGAUGAGAGCGAGAUUGUGCCUGUGAAUGUCCUACUGGCUGGCCAUCAGAAACGCUGGAAAGAAGUGCGCGAAAAGUGCGUAAAGGCAGCUGUGGCAAACGAAGAGCGUUACAAGGAGAGCUCAGAGAUUCUUCACAAGGCAUCGAGAAUUGGCCAUGGUGAAGUACCACAGGACAGGAUGGCUUAAGGACAAAGUGGCCAUACUUGCACCGAUGUGAGCAAGGGAUCCACCUCUCCUUUCUGUCACUGCAGUGAGCCAACAAUAAAGGGCACCAUCACUCAGUAUCCAUUCCAUUUAC
Rhipicephalus sanguineus (brown dog tick) is the source of this 682-nucleotide messenger RNA. RefSeq names its product protein lin-37 homolog. Gene Ontology annotation, cellular component: Myb complex; transcription repressor complex. The record is from RefSeq and is a predicted model, not a curated record. NCBI's taxonomy places the organism in Eukaryota, Metazoa, Arthropoda, Arachnida, Ixodida, Ixodidae. The transcript is spliced from 8 exons. Bases 1 to 570 code for a protein of 189 amino acids. Gene Ontology annotation, biological process: negative regulation of transcription by RNA polymerase II.